AUGGCAAGCGCUGCUGCAUCCGAGCAUGGCGCAUCAGCUCAUACAGCUACUUUAACAAAGGAGUACUGGAGUUAUUACAGAAUACCAUCACUCCCUUGGCCACCAUCAUCUCCAGAUCUGAAUCGUAUUGAGAAUGUCUUGAAUGUUCUCAAAAAUAGACUUAAUCAGAGGAAGCCGAGGCCAGAGGGUGAGGCAGAGGUCAAGGUUGCGGUUCUAGUACAGGAAUGA
Molecule: messenger RNA, 228 nt
Organism: Morchella sextelata
Lineage: Eukaryota; Fungi; Ascomycota; Pezizomycetes; Pezizales; Morchellaceae
Exons: 2
Coding region: 1-228 (75 amino acids)
Molecular function (GO): nucleic acid binding
Source: RefSeq, a predicted model, not a curated record